Molecule: messenger RNA, 672 nt
Organism: Thrips palmi
Lineage: Eukaryota; Metazoa; Arthropoda; Insecta; Thysanoptera; Thripidae
Product: cilia- and flagella-associated protein 251-like
Exons: 4
Coding region: 1-672 (223 amino acids)
Source: RefSeq, a predicted model, not a curated record
AUGCAGGACAUGUUCUGCUUCGCGCAGCUGCUGCACCAGGGCACCUUCAGCACCGAGCCCAGGCUCAUCGGGGACCGGCUGGCCGUCUGCGAGGUCCCCGACGUGCUGCGCGCGCUGGGCUACUUUCCCUCGCAGUUCGAGAUCAACACGAUGGUGCGAGAGGUGCUGCGGAGCGGCGACACCAUCAGCUCGUCGGAGCUGGUCAAGAUGCUGGUCAACUACAAGCCGUCGUACGGCGUGUCGCUGGACCAGCUCCGCGAGGCCUUCAGCGUGUUCGGCUUCCCGUCCGGAAACGACAUCGUCAUGUCCAAGGAGAAGUUCCUCUCCGUGCUGCUAGACAAAGGCGAGGCCAUGGACCUGGACGAGGCCCUGGACGUGCUGCGGAUGCUGCUCAAGGGCGAGGCCGCGUUCGACGCCGAGGCCGAGGGCCUGUACGGCCACCUGCUGAUGGACGAGGCUGCACGCAGGGAGAAGCUCUUCUACUUCCUGCCAGAGGUGCCGGUACGUCGCGGACGACCGAAGAGGAAGGUGUAUUCGCCCAGGACCAAGCAGGAGCUAUUUUUCGACACGACUUCACAACCACGCUUCACACGCUUCCAGAUUCAGCCUGUCCGCAGCCCCAGUAUUUUUGUGAACCUCCAACUCUGCAACUUGAACCAAAUGAACCCUUGA